Molecule: messenger RNA, 2136 nt
Organism: Nilaparvata lugens (brown planthopper)
Lineage: Eukaryota; Metazoa; Arthropoda; Insecta; Hemiptera; Delphacidae
Product: cytochrome P450 4C1-like
Exons: 12
Coding region: 398-1855 (485 amino acids)
Molecular function (GO): monooxygenase activity; oxidoreductase activity, acting on paired donors, with incorporation or reduction of molecular oxygen; heme binding
Source: RefSeq, a predicted model, not a curated record
GCUAAUGUUUAAGAUGCAUAAUGUUCGAGUUAUAUGCGUUAAACUAAAAAAAUGGUAGCUUUGAAUUACCUUCAUCCCCUUAGCACAGGUGAUAGGGGUGGGAGCUUGUGGUAUGUUUACCUACUCACUACCCUAAACAGAACUGCGUGAUCUAAAAUAUUGUCUUCCAAACUUUUUCAUCUAUACCCAUUUUUAAGCAUUCAUUGCCUAGACUAUUUCCAUUGAUUUGAUUUCAAAUUUCUCUAUAAUUGCAAGAAUACAAGUACGUAAUAAUUUGAUUUCGUUGCAAAUAAAGCAUAUAAUUUUGAUAUUCCUGCAAGCAAAAAUCUCAGUGUUUUUGUAGUUAACCAACAUUAUUGCAGUGAAAUGGUUUGCUGGCGUAUUUCCUUAUCUACUGAUGUUCUUUGCUGUGGGUUUUGUGACUUGGUACAUGAGGAGAAUGCAACGGAUUUCGGCAAUGAUAUCCAAGAUUCCAGGUCCUCCAUGUCUGCCUAUCAUUGGUAACGCUCAUCUAUUUUUGGGUCUUGAUAUGGAAGGUUUCAACAAUAUUCAGCUGGAUCUGAUAAAUACUUACGGUCCCACAGUUAGAGUUUGGCUUGGACCAUUCCUCUGGGUGAAUCUUGCUGAACCUGAACACAUCGAGGCAAUCCUAAGUAGUGAGUACGGGACAAAUAAAGAUCCUACCUACAGGUUUUUCAAAGUUCACUGUGACGGGAUAUUUGUAGCAUCAGGAGACAGAUGGCGAAAACUGAGGAAAAUGGUGAAUCCGACCUUCCAUCAAAAACUUUUGGAAAAUUUCUUGACAACAUUCAAUGAGCAGAGUGAUGUACUUGUUCAGAAAUUGGAAGAGCAAGUUGGCAAACCAACUUUUGACAUUGGUGAAUACACUGGCAAAUGCACGUUGGAUUUCUUAUGCGGUACUCUGAUGGGGGUGAAGACUGAAGAGCAGAUUGAGAACCGCUGCGAUUUUGCCAAAAACCUAGUCGAAUCGGUGACAAUAAUCAAGAAGAGGUUCUAUACUCUGCAUUACCAAUCUGACUGGAUUUUCAACUGUACUGAGCUAUCAAAGCAAUUGAAUGCCUUCGUCAAACCACUGCAUGAUUUUGUAAAACAGGUGAUUUUAGAGAGGAAAAAUAUAAAACAGUCUGAGGAUCCAAAAGACGGGUUUGUUAACGUUGAUGUCGUUCAAGGAAAGAAUAGAUCUAUAUACUUGGAUACAGUUCUUGAGCAGUUCAAACACUUGUCAAACGACGAGCUCACUUAUCUCACAACAGACUUAUUCAUUGCGGGUGCUGACACAACAAAAGUUGCUACUGCCUAUACUUUUGCACUGCUUGGAUCUAAUCCUGACAUUCAAGAGAAAGUCUAUCAGGAAGUUAAUGACGUUGUGGGCGAUGGAGAGUUCAACAUGCACAAAUUGGCCUCUCUUCCCUAUAUGGAAAUGGUUCUGAAAGAAGUGCUAAGGCUGUUCACCAUUCCUGCUAUAGUGCGGCAAUUGGAGAGAGACCAUAAUAUCGGAGACAUUACUCUUCCUGCGGGAACAUCAGUGCAAAUCUGCUUCUAUGCUGUGCAUCGUGACUCAAGGUUCUGGAGACAUCCCGAAAAAUUUCAUCCUGAUCACUUCUUACCAGAAGAAGUUGCCAAGAGACCUAGAUACUGCUAUUUACCUUUUGGCUAUGGGCCAAGAAAUUGUCCAGGAUAUGCAUUCGCUAUGCUCUCUAUGAAGACUAUGGUUGGAAGUGUCAUAAGGAAAUACAGGAUCACCUCAGACCUCAACCUCGAAAAUGCUGAAUACAACAAUAUUUUCAUGCUUGAACUUAAGAAUGGUUAUCCAGUUCAGCUGACAAAACGAUAAUGAAAUUCCUCUCAUAUUCUUUCUUCUCCCAUCGCUCUUUCCAUUAUAACUUGACUGAUACUUGCAGAUCACACAUUAUCAUGUUAAUAACAGUACUUGCAAUUCUGACAUGAGCUAUAAACUGGAACAAAGUUGAGUUGGAAUUGUCUGUAUAGAUGUGUACUGGCGUCGCUCAUCAUAUUUUCACUGUCUGAUUUUGAUCCACUAAAAUUUCAUGUAUGAACUGAAUAUCAAGGUUUGAGAAUAUAUUGAAGCCUUAAUGAUGUAUUGUAUCAUAGAAA